AUGUCUUGGUCAAGCGGAACUUUAGAACAAAUACCAGUGGAAAUCCGUUGCUACACGGAUGGCUCUAAAUUGGGAGACAUAGUGGGCUUGGAACACCGAAAAACCGCUGUCAAGCCUGGUGAUAAGGAACAAGAGAAGAAGGCUUCGGCUACUACUUCUGCCGCUCGCAAAAAGGAAAGUGCAGCAAAGCCGGAUCAAGCUAAAAGAUCUGCUGCUGCUACUAAAAAACCAGUUGUCAAGAAAGCCUCUCUUACACAGAAAGUUGCCUGUAAGGCUAAGCCAAAAACUAAGAAUACCAAAAAGAAGGCUGCUGCUGGUAAGAAGCACAAACUCUCCUCGAAGGCUAAGGCUGUAGCUUUGCUAAAGCCUAAAAAGGCCCAGAACAAUAUUAUCAAGGACGCUUUAAGUACCCGUGUACGCAAAGUAAGAACAAACGUACAUUUCCGCAGACCUGCGACCUCGAAAGUGGCCAGCAACCCCAAGUACCCAAGGAAGUCUGUACCCAGAAAUCGCAUAGACGUUAUGUAUCUGAUAACAGAUAAUGUUUGAUACAAUUUGCUCGUGCAUUUGUAUGAGGGCAUAAUUUGACCAUGCAGUUAACAAAAAUACAGGACGA
Molecule: messenger RNA, 616 nt
Organism: Lucilia sericata (common green bottle fly)
Lineage: Eukaryota; Metazoa; Arthropoda; Insecta; Diptera; Calliphoridae
Product: histone H1.5-like
Exons: 3
Coding region: 1-549 (182 amino acids)
Source: RefSeq, a predicted model, not a curated record